AUGUCUUUAGCAAAGGAAAAUGUGAAAUCCAUCUCUGACCGUGACCCCAAAGCAGAACGGACUUUGAAAAGGAACAUCGACUUGAAGAUCCUCUCCAAAUCCUUACGGUUCUUGCAGUCCAAGUACUCGGCAACACCGUUUGUGACCAAUGAUGGCAAAAAAACCCAAAAGUUCAACAUCGAGCACCUUAGACCGGAGGAUCUAAAAUUUAGCAACCCGAAAUCGAGAUUGGUUUUCGACAAUGUAAUGCGAAUCAAAAAUGAAACCAAGAAGCAAGUGAGUAGGGAGUUGUCGUAUGUCUUGUUGGGCACCAGCGAGUCGCAGCUACGAGAUCCGUUCUUUAUCACGAAAAACGCGGUUGACCUCUUGGCGUAUGACCAGGAUGCAGAACGGGCCUCUUACUUGUGCCGCAUCAGCCAGAAGGAGCAUGCUGUUGUGGGGAUGAACACGAUCAUGGAAUGGCAUUUCGAAAAGAAGGAUCAAAAAGCUGGAAUCAAGUGCUUUCACGAGCGAAGCAAAUUUGGGAUCCCGAGUGACCCAUACACGUUUUUGAAGCUUUUCGACGGUGUCGCGAAAACGACUCCGUGGGGAGCCUCUAGCAGAGGCUUGUGUGAAAAGAUGCUAGAAAUUUUUAAAAGCAACAGAGCUAUUUUCCUGAGCCAAGGAGACCAGUUUACCACAUCUGUAUUCAACGCGUGUCUCAGUGUCUUGGUCAAGAAUUUUGAAGAUAGACAAGCACUCGCGUGGGAGUUUUUUGACGAGCUCUCGGAGAAGGAAGAGCUUGAACUUCUGCGGAUUUAUCCCGACGCGAGGACGUUUACAAUCUUGUUACAGGGCAUAAAGAAGUACACAGAAUGCAAAAAGGAAGAGGUUACGGAAGACAAGAAAUUAACGACAGAUGAACGUAUAGUCAGGCUAUUGGAUUUGGAAGCUGGCCAUGUAAAGACAGCCACCGUUAUCUUUGACAAGGUACUAAACGCAGCCACUCCACCGAAACCCGCCACUGAUGAAAUGUUGAAUAGAAAGAAUAUCCGCAAGUGGAACAAGUCGAAAAUCAACAUUGAUUUCCCACUUGUUUCCACCUUUAUCGCAAGCAUGUGUGGUCGAGACACUCAUUACGCAUAUGCAGAGAGAGCAUUGGGUAUUUUGCGACAGGUGUCCCCCGACGUGGACAAGAUCUUGAAGUACGUGGCGCCGCCCCGUGAAUCCACUUUGCAGUCCGCUUCAGAUUUUUCUUUCCCAGCCGAGCCUGUAUUCAAAAAGCAAGUAGAUUUGAAACUUGAAAAGGCUGUGAGAAACGCAAAGAACAUGGAGCUAAGCUUUGCCGAAAGUGUCAAAGAGGUGUUGCCUAGUAGAGUCGUGAGCGGCCUCGAUGAAAUUGACAACUUCAACCCUGAAGUUCGCAAAGCUCGUGGCAGUGGCAGUGGCAGAUUUGAAACGCAUCGCGAGCCUUUAAUUGACUUGAAACGCGAGUCUCCAACCACGACAGAAGGAAAGCCGAGUGACAAAAAACAGAAGCAAAAAAAUAUGAAUGAAUUUGACUGUUCCAUCAACAAGUUUAUGUUGAAUCAAGUCUUUGACAGUUUACUCAAUCUCGGAAGGUUUGAUGCCUUUGUCAAGGCAUUUUACUACUCUUUAAUAAAGUGGGGUGGCGCUCGAAUGUAUUCUGAAGAUUUGCAAAAGUGCAACAUUUUGGGUAAUUUUUUGUCCACGGUACGCAUGCGGCCUCAUUCGAUAGGUUCCGUGUCUUCAAUCAUGGAUGGCGCAACCUUGGAAGCGUUUAUGUUCAAAGUUGGAGAGCGGGGAAGAAGCAGAGGAUUUACAAACACAAAUGUCGCAGUCCAGGUGUUUCGGAUUUUGGCAUGCAAAGAGUAUCAUCACGACUCGAUCCCUUUGACGCGAGACCAUAUUGAUAAAAUGUGCUCCUUGCUAAUAAAGGACUUGCAUUACUACAACGAUUACAACAAAAAGCGAGUAUUCAACUACGGCACUUUUAUCGAGUACGACCAGAUGGUUGAGUUUUUACACAACUUGGUCAAUUUCGUUGAGGUUCACGAGCAGUACAUGGAGACAUUCAAGGUGGCGAAACCACACGGGUCGUUUUAUGGCUUCCUCUACAAGGCUAUCAAGACCCUUGAGUUGUCAAAAUGGAAGGAUUCAGCCGAACUGACGCUUUACCUCAACAAGUUGAUUGUCAAGUGCGGUAUAUUGUACCACCAACCUAAACACGCAUUCCCCGAGGUAGACCAAAAGAAUUUGUCCUCGACUAUUGAAGUGUACGCACGACAGCUUCUCAGAAUCUUGGGUUCAUCUCCAGAGUUCAAAACCGAGUUGAAGCUAUUGAAGGAACCCUUGAAAGAAUUUUUGGGGACCAGGGAAGAACAUAAUCGCGAGAAUCACAGUAAGUUGUUGCAGAAAAUAUAUGAUAGGAUCGCUGUUGAUUCUGAUCCCAACGUGAAGAAGGAAGAGACGAUACAAAAGCUCCGCCGGGAUCUAAGCAGCAGCAGCAGCAGUAGAAACACCACUACCGUCACCACCACUACCACUAACAUCGCCUCAGCAGCAGCGCCCCAGCAUAGCAUAGCAUAA
Messenger RNA from Lodderomyces beijingensis, 2589 nucleotides. The record is from the annotation of a GenBank genome assembly. NCBI's taxonomy places the organism in Eukaryota, Fungi, Ascomycota, Pichiomycetes, Serinales, Debaryomycetaceae.